Molecule: messenger RNA, 2925 nt
Organism: Ichthyophthirius multifiliis
Lineage: Eukaryota; Ciliophora; Oligohymenophorea; Hymenostomatida
Product: peptidase c14 caspase catalytic subunit p20, putative
Exons: 11
Molecular function (GO): protein binding
Source: RefSeq, a predicted model, not a curated record
AUGAAUACAAAUAAUUUUAUCCGUACCCAAAAUUAAUAUUAUUAUGAUCAAAAAGCAUAUUCAAAUGGUAAAAAGCAUUUGAAAUCCAACAGUAUGUACUUAAAUCCUGAUAUUAAAGAUUUAUCUGAUAUAAUGACAAUAACAUCAUCAAAUGCAAGUCCUUAAAAUUCUAAAUUUUAGAAAACCCGUCCUACUAUAAAUCUUGAUAAUUUAAUAGAAAUAUGUUCUAAAAAACUAGAAUAACAUUCAAACCAUAAAAAAGCAUUAUAUAUAAGAAGCAGUUCCUAUAUAAAAAAAGGCAAAUAUAAAGAAGCAAUUAUUGAUUGUGAUACAUUACUAAAACUAGACAAAGACAAUGUCGGAGCCUAUUAUUUACGAGGCUGUGCAUUUGAAAAGUAAAACUUAAUCGAUUAAGCAAUCGAAGAUUUCACUAGGGUAUUAAAAUUAGAUGAAAAUCAUGUAAAUGCGGCAUUUGCAAGAGCUGCCUGUUUAAAUAAAAUAGGUGAUUAUAAUGGUGCAAUAGAUAAUUACAUAGUAGCCUUAGAAAAAGACAGUGAAAAAAGUUUAAACUAAACAAAUAAUAUAAAAAGAGCUUUUAAAAAUAGCGAUUCUUCAAUGAAAAUUUCAUAAAAUAAUUCACUUUUAAACUCUCAAUCUUAAAAAGGAUAUGAAUUAAAAACUCCUUUAUAAUAAAAAAGUGAAAAUAAACAAUAAUAAAACAUAAAAUACUACUCUAAUGGUUUCCUUUUAGAAAUAUAAAGUAGUAAAUAAAAAUAUGAAGAAGAAUCUGGAGGACUUAUGAACCCUUAAAAUGACAAAGAUAAUAGUUAAUUUUGUAUGAUAAAUACAAAUAAUAUUGAUAACUCUUAUCUUUUCUAAUAACAAAAAUCAAAUAAUACAUAAAAACAAGCCCAAAAUACUCAUCAUUAACCCAAAAAUCUUCAACACCCUUCUCAUAUUACUGAAAAAAAAUAAAUAUCAGACUGGUAUCAUCAGCAAGGUUUUGAAGCUCGAAAAAAUAAUGAACUAGAAACUGCCAUAUAGCUAUAUACAAUUGCACUUUAAUAUAAUCCUUAACACUUUAAGGCAGUAUUUAAUCGAGGGUUUGCAUUUGAUAAAUUAAAAGAAUACGAUUUGGCAAUUAAAGAUUACACAAAAGCCUUAGAGAUUGAAAAUAAUAACUGUUAUGCAUAUUAUAAUAGAGGAAUUUCUUAUGACCGUAAAGGUGAUUUUGAUUAUGCUAUUAAAGAUUUUACAAAAGCAAUAGCUUUAAAUCCUUAAAAAAGCGACUUUUAUCAUAAUAGAGGUUUUGCUUGGAAAAAAAAAGGAUGUUUUAAUGAGGCUAUUUAAGAUUUUACAUUUUCCAUAUAAUUUGAAAAUGAUCAUUUUAAAUCUUUUUAUAAUAGAGCUAUUUGUUAUGAAAAAAUGGGCGAUUUUUAACUCGCAGAAAAUGAUUAUUUAUAAGCUCUAUCUUUAUAGCCUAAUAAUACUUCCUGUAUUAAUUAUUUGGCAGCUUUAUUAGAUAAACUUAAUAGAUCUAUAGAAGCUUUGGAAUAUUUUAAUAAAUCCUUAAAAAUUGAUGAUAAAUAACCUUUAGUUUAUAAUGGAAAAGGACUUAUUUUAGAUAAAAUGGGAAAGCUUGAAGAAGCUUAAUAAAAUUUUAGUUAGGCAAUAGAACUAGAUAGAUAAAAUCCUACAUAUGUACAUAAUAGAGGAUGCUGUUUAAGAAGCGGAGAUAAGCUUUUAGAAGCUAUUAAAGAUUUUGAAAAUGCUCUAAAAUUAGAUCCUAAUAAUACAGUUAUAUUAUCUAAUUUAGGUCUUGUAUUUAGAAAAUUAGAAUAAUUUGAAAAUGCUAUUUAGUGUUAUAAUGAAGAAAUCAGAAUUGGAGGUGAAAAUGUAAGAAGCCUUAAUAAUAGAGGAUAUUCUUAUGCAAAGCUAGGUAAAUUCAAUGAGGCUAUAUAAGAUUAUAGUUAAGCUGUUAGCUUAUAACCAGAGAAUACUCAUGCAUUACAUAAUAGAGGAAUCUGUUAUGAAAAAUUAGGAAAAUUUUAAAAAGCUAUUGAAGAUUUCAGUUAAGUGAUCAAAUAAAACCCUCUUAAUGCAAAUGCUUUUUUCAAUAGAGGAUGUUGUUUUGAUAACUUGGGAAAAAUAGAUUAAGCUAUCUAAGAUUACUCAAAAGCUUUAGAAAUAGAUAAUAAAUAAUAAUCUAAUGGUAAUCAACAAUCAAAUAUAUUAUCCGAGCAUAAUUACACAAAACUAAAGUUCUAAAGACUGACCCAAUAAACAUUACAAGACUACCUCGAUUCCUAUUGUGAAGUAUGUUUUACUACAAAUAAAAAAUAUUAUCCAGAGGGUGAAGAAAGAGGAUUAAACAUGAUGAAAUGUUUUGGAUGUUAAAUAACAGUCCACUGUUAUUGUUACGGUUUAGAAACAUAAACAAAAGAAGAAAUCAUAGGAGGGUAAAAAGUGACCUAUUUUUUAUGCGAAAGAUGUUAAUAAGAUUAACCAAAGAAACAAUUUAACUGUAUAAUCUGCAAUCAAAAAAAAGGCGCUAUAAAAAAACUCGAAAAUAAUGAAUGGGUACAUGUAACUUGUGGCUUAUAUAAUUCAGAAAACAUAGUAAUGCCUAAAAAUUACUUAGAUAUGUCUUUUGUGAAAAAAUAGUCAAUUUCAAAAAAGAAAAAAUAAGCUAAAUAACCUUAAUGUCAUUUUUGUAAAAGCUCAGUUGGUAUUCUUCCUUGUUGUGAUUUAAAUUGUAAGUAAUAUGCUCAUGUAUACUGCUUAAUGAUAUAUAUGAAUAAUGCUGAAAUAGAAAAAAAAGAUAGUACUGAAUACGAAUGGUAUUUGAGAAUGAAUUUGUUAAAAAAUUCUAAUUUUUCUAUCUAAAACUAUUCCUAAGAUUUAUCAGAAUGCCACAUUUAUUGA